Molecule: messenger RNA, 804 nt
Organism: Musca domestica (house fly)
Lineage: Eukaryota; Metazoa; Arthropoda; Insecta; Diptera; Muscidae
Gene: Manf
Product: mesencephalic astrocyte-derived neurotrophic factor homolog
Exons: 5
Coding region: 162-683 (173 amino acids)
Biological process (GO): dopaminergic neuron differentiation; neuron projection development
Cellular component (GO): endoplasmic reticulum
Molecular function (GO): calcium ion binding
Source: RefSeq, a predicted model, not a curated record
AUUAAAAGGUGUUCUCAUUACCAUUUAUAACAAAUCCAUUCGUUUGUCCACACCGGCUAAAACCAACAAGCUACUUGGAAAAAUAACACGUAUUUAUUUGUUUUAUUAGUGGAGAAAGUGCUAGAAUAAAAUAGUGGAAAUAUUCAAUAAAAAUUGACACAAUGAAAUCUCAAAUCGUUUUUACACUUUUUGUGGGUUUGGCCAUUUUGGCCCAGGUAUCCCAUGCCCUGAAAGAGGAAGAUUGUGAAGUUUGUGUUAAAACAAUCAGAAAAUUUGCUGAAUCCCUUACGGAUGCCACCAAAAAAGAUUACAAAUUAAUUGAAAAUGAAUUCAAGAAAUUCUGUAAGACACAGAAGAACAAGGAACAAAGAUUGUGUUACUAUUUGGGUGGCUUGGAAGAAUCAGCUACUGGCAUCUUAAAUGAAAUGUCCAAACCCUUGAGUUGGUCAAUGCCAGCUGAAAAAGUCUGUGAAAAACUCAAGAAGAAAGAUUCGCAAAUCUGUGAUUUACGUUACGAAAAACAAAUCGAUUUGAAUGCUGUCGACUUGAAGAAGCUCAAAGUACGUGACUUGAAGAAAAUCCUCAACGAUUGGGAUGAGACCUGUGAUGGUUGUAUUGAAAAGACCGAUUUUAUUAAGAGAAUAGAAGAGCUCAAGCCUAAAUAUGUUCGUAGUGAAUUAUAAGGAAAUAAAACACCACCAACAGUUCAAAAAACAAAACAAAAAAACACACACAAAAAGACUUGAAUUUAGUUACAUAAAAUAAUGAAAAAAGGAAAAAAAUAAAUUAAAUACAAAAAACACA